Molecule: messenger RNA, 1355 nt
Organism: Pterocles gutturalis (yellow-throated sandgrouse)
Lineage: Eukaryota; Metazoa; Chordata; Aves; Pterocliformes; Pteroclidae
Product: cytochrome P450 2W1-like
Exons: 9
Coding region: 48-1355 (435 amino acids)
Biological process (GO): xenobiotic metabolic process
Cellular component (GO): cytoplasm; intracellular membrane-bounded organelle
Molecular function (GO): oxidoreductase activity, acting on paired donors, with incorporation or reduction of molecular oxygen, reduced flavin or flavoprotein as one donor, and incorporation of one atom of oxygen; iron ion binding; heme binding
Source: RefSeq, a predicted model, not a curated record
UUGGUAACCUGCACUUGGUGGAUCUUAGAAGGCAAGAUAAAUCCCUAAUGAAGCUCGCGGAAAAAUACGGCCCCAUCUUCACCCUCCACUUUGGGUUCCAGAAAGUUGUGGUCCUGACCGGGUACGAAGUUGUGCGGGAGGCGCUUGUGAACUACACAGAGGAGUUUGUAGACAGACCAUCCAUCCCAAUAUUUGACCAAAUUCAGAACGGAAACGGUUUGUUCUUCUCUAUCGGGGAGCUGUGGAGAACAACUCGGAGAUUCACCGUAUCCAGCAUGCGCAACCUCGGCAUGGGGAAAAAAAUGAUAGAAGGGAGGAUUUUCGAGGAGCUUCACUUCCUUAUCGAGAUGAUCAAAUCCUUCAAAGGGGAGCCUUUUAGCCUGAGGUCCUUCAACUGUGCUCCAAUCAACGUCACCUUCGUCAUGCUGUUUGGGGACAGGUUUGACUAUAAGGACCCAACAUUUCUCACUCUCUUAAGACUCAUAGAUGAAGUUAUGAUUCUUCUGGGAUCUCCGUAUUUGAACUAUUUCAACUUCUACCCGUUCCUGGGAUUUCUUUUCAAAACCCACAAGAUUAUGCUUGGGAAAAUAGAAGAUGUGCGUGUCAUUUUAAGGCAAUACAUGAAGGCAAGCAGGGAGGAUAUCAACGAGAACAGCGUGAGGAGCUACAUUGAUGCACUGAUGUUCAAGCAACAAGAGAAAAACAAGAAAGACAGCGUCUUCCAUGAUGACAACUUAAUAGCAUCCAUACUCGACCUGGUCAUGGCGGGAACAGAGACCAUAGCCACCACGCUCCAGUGGGCCAUCCUGCUGAUGAUGAAGUACCCCGAGAUUCAAAAAAAGGUGCAGGAGGAGAUUGGGAGAACCGUCAAAGCUGGAAGCUGGGCCACGUAUGAGGAUCGGAAAAACAUGCCGUUUACAAACGCGGUGCUCCAUGAAGUGCAGAGGUUUAUCACCCUCCUGCCCCACGUUCCCCGCUGCACUGCUGUCGACACCCACUUCAGGGGCUACUUCCUUCCCAAGGGUAUAAUCGUAAUCCCAUCGCUCACCUCAGUGCUGCUGGAUAAGACGCAAUGGGAGACACCACAUCAGUUCAACCCCAACCACUUCCUUGAUGCUGAAGGGAAUUUUGUAAAGAGAGAGGCUUUCCUGCCCUUCUCCACAGGGCGAAGGAACUGCAUUGGAGAAAGCCUCGCCAAGAUGGAGCUGUUUGUCUUCUUUGUAGGGUUGCUGCAGACAUUUACUUUUCAACCCCAGCCAGGAGUUUCAGAAUCUGACUUGGACCUUACUGUCCCCCAGACGACUUUCACAUUAAGGCCUCAGCCUCAGGCAACCUGUGCUGUCCUGCGUGAAUAA